Molecule: messenger RNA, 4115 nt
Organism: Misgurnus anguillicaudatus (oriental weatherfish)
Lineage: Eukaryota; Metazoa; Chordata; Actinopteri; Cypriniformes; Cobitidae
Source: RefSeq, a predicted model, not a curated record
CAUCACGAUAUCUUUUAAUCUCAGACACGUACUUCCGGCGUUAGCGGAAGUACCCGCUACGCGUCCAUUAAAAGCAAAAUUAAUGGCUUUUGUAUUAAAAGCUGUCAAAAAUUGAAGAAAAGCCGUAGAAAUAAAUGUUCUUCAAAAACAAAUGAUGACUGAAAUCGAAGAAAGAGGCGGCGGACAGCAUAUGUGAGCAGAUAUCGGCGUUUAUCUCCUGUGUGAAGGGGAAGACGCUCAACAUGGAAGACUGCUUGCACACUUCAUCUGAUAACCUGGCUAAAUUGGUAAAAUGGGCACACAGUCAUGGAACAAUCUGCACUCUCAUCCCCAACCUCAAACAUAUGCUGAACGAGGGCUCUCAUGGUACCCUCACUGCAAUGUGGGGCUGCAGCGCUGGCCACGCCUACCACUGGCCACUGAAUACCACCUGCAAAUCAGGAAACAAGGACCGGAUGUGUUACCAAGACAGUCGAAGCAUCAGUACGGACAAUAUUAUGCAGACGGCCGCCGUCAUGCACAACACCUCCGCCGAACGCUUCCUCGGAAAUACAAGAAAAAGCAAAUGCAAUUCCAGUCAAGGGGAUUCCAGUCAGAUCCACGACUCUUGUGACAUCUCCAACUGCAGUGAACCCUCCGAGUUGGACGACCAAGCUGAUGAGUACAGUAACAACUUGUACGACAUUGUCUGCGAGUCGUCGGCUACUGAUGAGGAUGGUGACUCCGAGCCCAACCACAUCACGAGCGUUACGCACAGGAAACGAGCCAGUAAAGGUCCAGGACCUGAGGAUUGCACGGAUCCAGGGUCAAAGAAGAUUAAACAAGAAAGGGGUGAAGACUAUUACAGCGUGGCAAAUCCACAGAUGUCAAGCAGCUCUGAGGUUAACCGGUCAACUGGUGGGGUUACCCAGUCACCCAAGCCAAACUCCCAGAUCAGACCGUUAUCUGGGUCUGCGACAUCCAUCAAGGCUUCCUCUGUGGACAUUGACCCCAUGGGAUUUUCGUCAUUACCGCCUGAGAACUCUCCUGCAUCCAUGAUCAAACCCAUGCGAGCACCUCCACAUGUUAACCAGAACAAAAUGCACAUGAACUCAAACCCAGCACCAAGUCAAAGUAUGACAGCCUUAUCCCACUCUGGACGUAUUGACGCUAUGGGGGUCCUACACAGAGAAGAAUUUCCCAAGUCUUCUUUGUCUUAUGGAGAAGCGUCGAUGCCUGUGAACCCUGAGAUGGAUCUUCUAGCAGUGCAGGCACUUAAUACAGAAGCUAGAGGAGACAACCCAGUUCCUCCAGCUGUGUAUGAAAUAGAGAAGCUGAAAGCUCUGCUACAGGCUGAGAGGAGCAAAAGUGAGUUGAUGGGUGAAACCAUCAGCAGCCUGAGGCAGGACAAAGAACUUCUGCAACAGGAACUCACCAAGAAGGCUGAGCUUAUCUGUGACUUUCUGCAAGACCAACUACGGCCAGAUAAAAGAAGGACCCAUUCCUCAAGUCAAAUGGAAGCAGGCAGCUCUCAUCAGAUGAUUGGCUCCCCUGUAGACGAAGGAGCUUCGCUUGAAUCUCCUGCACUCUUUGACUCUUUCGAGGAGGUGGAGCUUCAACCGUUGGAGAGGCAGAGGACCAUCAAGAUUUCUUCAAAGAGAAGCAGGGAUGGUGAAAACACCCGUGUGCGAAUGAAAAAUGUUGUUGGCGUGAUCGCACGAUACAUGGCAGCACUGCAAGAGUUCCGACGUAGCGUAUCCAUGAAAGUGGCUUUUGACAGAGUCGGUGUGGACCGCAACACGAUUUCCAGGACGGCGGCCAUUGCGGAGCUCAGUCUGGCGGCCCCUGAAGUUUUCCACGCUCUGCCGCCGUGGGACGAGAAAGAAGAAACGUUGGCUCAUUAUGCCGUGAGAUGCCGGCAAGCUAUGGAUGACAGUAUUAAAGCCAAGAUUAAAAGCAUGAAAGCAAAAGGGGAACUUCUACCAAUCGUCAGCAAAUAAGGCCACAGAUCACUCACACUGUUGAUGUAUCAGUCACCCAACUUAAAGGGAUAGUUCACCCAAAAAUAAAAAUUCUGUCGUCGUUUUCUCAUCCUCAUAUUGGUCCAAACCUGUAAGAAUUGAUUUUUUUGGAUGAUCACAAAAGAAGAAAUUCAUCAUCAUCCAUCACAAUACUUCCAUAGUAUUUUAUCUUACUAUGGAAGUCAAUAGUUUCCAUCAGCUGUGUGCUUAUCACCAUUUAUCAAAAUAUCUUCUUUUGUGUUCAUCAGAAAAAAGAAAUUCAUACAUGAGAACAACAUGAGAAUGACUAAAUUAUGACAACAUUUUCAUUUUGGGGUGAACUAUCUCAUUAACAGUUAACAGUUCAUAUCUAUCAUAUCUAUAAUUGGUCUGCCUUUACAGUACCUUUGCUUUGAUUGUUGAUGGUAGGGCACAUCUGUGUUAAAAUGUGUUCAAUCUAUUCGUGUUUGUCAUUAGAAUUUAGCUAUUCACACUUAAAAAACAAAUUGUUCUGGGUCAUAUUGCCUGUAUUUACUUUGGUGUUAAACAACCUCAAAUAAAUGGCUUUUUUUAUAAUUGAUUGAUAGCUUCCACUACAAACUAGAGUGUUAGUUGGUGCUUUUACCUCAUGAGUAAAUUUUGCAUGCAUAUGAUACGUCAGUCCUUCCCAUUCACUUAAUACGGCUUAUCGUGUCGUUUUAUAUAUUGGUUUCUCAAUUUCUGUUUUAAAGGUCCCGUUCUUUUUGUGUUUUUGAAGUUUUGAUUGUGUUUACAGUGCGCAAUAUAACAUGUGUUCAUGUUUCACGUGUAAAAAAAUCUGUAUUCCGCUCUGAUGUCUUCCUUGUUCUAUAAAGUCCCUGUUCUGAUUGUAGUUUGUUUAGUGUUUUGAUUCGAUAGCAGCUUAGCUUGCCGUUAGCUUAGCUGGUGACUGACAUAUUCCUGUGGGCGGAGUUUAGUCAAAAAACUGUUCUAGUGACGUCAUUAAAGCAGGAAGUAGAGGACUGUAGUCCAAAUCGGCCGUUCGCUACAUAGAUAUGUAUAAAGGCUAGAUGUCUCGCCCGCGCUGCUGGUCAAUUGAGUGGAACGUUCGCAUUUUGGCGGCCAUCUUACCACAGGACGCUCACUCACUCGUAGCAUUGAGUUUUAAUGGUACAGGUACUUUUAAAUGACCAUAACUUGCUUAAUUUUUUACCGAUUUUCAAACAGUUUGGUUUGAUAUAAACGUCAAAUAUGUAUGCUUAAGAAUCUGCAUGCUUAUACUAAAAAAAUAGAAAAAAAUCAUGAAACAUGUUAAAGCAUCCAGAAUUAUAGCCACCUUAAUAACGUUUGUAAGAAACCAAACCGUUUGAAAAUCGGUAGAAAAUUGAGCAAGUUAUGGUCAUUUAAAAGUACCUGCACUAUUAAACUCAAUGCUACGAGUGAGCGAGCUGUCUGAGGUAAGAUGGCCGCCAGGUGAGGACGUUAGAGACUCCGCCGUAAGACAUCUAGCCUUUAUACAAAUCUAUGGUUCGCUGUAUUGAAAGGGGACUUCGGUUAAAGAAAAUAAAUUGCUUGGCAGUGAACUUUAAGCUUUAUCAUUUUACAGGUAUUAUUUAUGCUAUUAUAGCAACAUUACACACUAACUAGGGUUUAAAAAAUGGGAUAUUUAGACCUUUAAACCAUUGUCGCUUAGGUUUGGGAUUUACUUUAGGAUGUCGUUUAAUAUAUAGGUUUCUCCAUGUUCUUGUCAAUUUUUUUCUGCCAUGGUUGCUUGGAGUUGGGGUUAGAACUGGGGUUUGAGUUAGGAUGUCAGUUUAUGUAACAAAAAGUUGUUCUAAGUGACAAUGGUAAAAAAUCCAGAAGAGAAACAAACACAUAAAACGACACAAAAAGAUGCGUCGUAUUAAGUAAACGAGAAGAACUGGUGUAUCAUACGCCCGCAAAAUUGGAAUUUGACGUAUGUAUUGCACGACUUUUCACACUGCGUGCUAUUUAUAUGCAAAUCAUGAGAAUGGGCUGGACUAUCAGAUUAGUGUCAUGUACAAACACGUCAAGGUGUAAUAAGUGUAAGUGUAAAUAAUUUAACAUCUUGUUUACAAACUUGUAGGUUCAAUGACUGUUAUUGUAAGUAAUAAACCAAACGUUGCAAUUUCACAA